GCGGCGGCAGCAGCCCGAGUCCGGGGCAGCGCUGGGCGGACGCCGAUGGGCAUCGGGCGGGCACCGGGAGCCCGGCGCUGAGAGCGGGGCUCGGACGGGCUCGGACGGGGCUCGGGGGUCGCGGCGGAGCCCCCCGGGCCGGGGCGAUGCUCCCCUGCAGCCGCACGGACUGAGCCGGGGCCGGCCCGUGCAUGGCCCAGCCAUGGAGGUGGUGGACGAGACGGAGGCUCUGCAGCGCUUCUUCGAAGGCCACGACAUUAAUGGAGCUCUGGAACCAUCCAACAUCGACACCAGCAUCCUGGAAGAGUACAUCAGCAAGGAGGACUCUCCGGAGAUCUGCUUCCCUGAGAUCCCAGCUCCCACCAGCUACACACACCCCCAGCCCUCCAGCUCCGCCAGCAUCCCCGCACCUCCCGCCAGCUCCAUCAGCAGCGUGAGCAAUCCCUCUCCCAGCACUCCUCUCCACCUCCCUCCUGCCAGCAGCCAGCUCCCCAUCCGGCAUGGGCCGCUCCUGGCCAAUCCCUGCGGAGCCGCCUACGGAGCUCACCUCAACUGCAACAACAACAACGGCAUGGUGGUGCCCAAGGGCUUCCUGGGUGGCCACUGCCUGAACAACGUGGUCCCUCCAAUCAAAUCAGAGCCCAAGGCCUCCUAUGCACCUGGCACUUUGCCGGACUCUCCCCCGGAUUCCGGAUCAGAAGCCUACUCCCCUCAGCAGGUGAACGAUCCUCACCUCCUCCGGACCAUGACUCCCGAAAAUAUGUGUCACAUGACUCCCCCUUCCCGCCUGGAACACCCUCCUCCUCCUCCACCACCUCCUCCUCCACCCCCUCACCUCCAGGGUCCCCCGCCACCGCCCCCACCACCCCCUCACCCCCUCCAGCCGCAGCACAAUUCCCACUUUCCCGGCCUGCAGCGGGAAAUGUUCCUGAAGGCCGAGCCCCUGAUGCCUCCGUACGGCGUUGGGCCGGGAAUGGCGCCCGCCGAGCUCCACCAUGCCCAGCAAUCCCAGAUGCUGCACCAGCUCCUCCAGCAGCACGGAGCAGACCUCCCAGUGCAUCCCGCCAAGAAGAGGAAACACUCCGAGUCCCCCCCCAACACCCUCAAUGCCCAGAUGCUCAACGGGCUGAUCAAGCAGGAGCCGGGAAUGGGAUCCGUGCCGCUCAAUCCUGAUCGCGUCCAGACGCCUCCCUGGCACCAGCCGGGUGCGCUCUCACCAGGCCUGAUUCAGGAUAACGACAGCCUGAAUGGCUCCUACCUGGAUCCCAACUUCCAGUCCAUCAAGUGGCAGCCACACCAGCAGAACAAGUGGGCAACUCUGUAUGAUGCCAACUACAAGGAGCUCCCGAUGCUCACGUACCGCGUGGACGCCGACAAGGGCUUCAACUUCUCCGUGGGAGACGACGCCUUCGUGUGCCAGAAGAAGAAUCACUUCCAGGUCACUGUGUACAUUGGAAUGCUUGGUGAUCCCAAGUAUGUGAAGACCCCUGAGGGCCUGAAACCCUUGGAAUGCUUCUACCUGAAGCUGCAUGGAGUGAAGCUCGAGGCCUUGAACCAGUCCAUCAACAUCGAGCAGUCGCAGUCAGACCGCAGCAAACGGCCCUUCAACCCUGUCACGGUGAACCUGCCCCCAGAACAAGUCACCAAGGUCACCGUGGGGCGGCUGCACUUCAGCGAGACCACGGCCAACAACAUGAGGAAAAAAGGCAAACCCAACCCGGACCAGAGGUACUUCAUGCUGGUGGUGGCCCUGCAGGCACACGCCCAGAACCAGAACUACACGCUGGCAGCCCACAUCUCCGAGCGGAUCAUCGUCCGGGCCUCCAACCCAGGGCAGUUUGAGAGUGACAGUGACGUGCUCUGGCAGCGGGCGCAGCUCCCGGACACCGUGUUCCACCAUGGCCGUGUGGGAAUCAACACGGACCGCCCGGAUGAGGCCCUGGUGGUCCACGGCAACGUGAAGGUCAUGGGGUCCCUGAUGCACCCUUCGGAUGUGCGAGUGAAAGAGGACAUCCAGGAGGUGGACACCACGGAGCAGCUGAAGCGGAUCUCCAGGAUGAGGCUGGUGCACUACAACUACAAACCUGAGUUUGCAGCCACAGUGGGCAUUGACAGCACCUCUGAGACAGGUGUCAUUGCUCAGGAAGUGAAGGAGAUCCUCCCAGAAGCUGUCAAAGACACUGGAGACCUGGUCUUUUCCAAUGGGAAAACCCUAGAGAACUUCCUGGUGGUGAACAAGGAGCGGAUUUUCAUGGAGAACGUGGGAGCUGUGAAGGAGCUGUGCAAACUCACGGAUAACCUGGAGACACGGAUCGAUGAGCUGGAAAGGUGGAGCCACAAGCUGGCCAAGCUGAAGAGGCUGGACAGCAUGAAGUCAACUGUGAGCUCUGGAGCCUUCAGCCAAACUGGGAGCCAGUUCAGCCGGGCAGGAAGCGUGCCCCACAAAAAGAGACCCCACAAAGUCACCAGCAAGUCUCCGUCGGUUGUCCCAGAGCAGGCCUGCAUCAGCCAGCGCUUCCUUCAGGGCACCAUCAUUGCCCUGGUCAUCAUCAUGGCAUUCAGCGUGGUGUCCAUGUCCACGCUCUAUGUGCUGAGCCUGCGCAGCGAGGAGGAUCUUGUGGACAUCGAUGGCUACUUUGCUGUACCCACUGCCUGUUUCCUGGCCCUCUUUCGGCACGGGGGUCCCGGAAUUCCGGUCGCUCUGUGUCCACGGUCAAGCCAGAACAUUGACAAGACACAAACAGUGCGAUCCACAGCCGCAUCCAACGGAGCCAGCAGCAGGAGCCCCCCAGAGCAUGUCCUGGAUGAGGUGCAUGGAGUAGCCCUUGGCAUUCCUGGUCGUGGUGUGCUGGCCUGUUUCAGCCCUCCCUGUUUUUCCAUGUGCUGUUCCGCUGCUCCCACUGACAUCUCCUCCGUUGUCCCCUCGGAGACCAGCCCUGCCCAUGCCACCAACCGGACAGACCAAAGCCAGCCCUCCCUCCUGCCAGUGACAAAUAUCAAAGCCAAAUCCAGGGGCAUCACCGGGAAAUCCACCUCCUACACCAAGUGGCCAAAGACUCCUGACAGGUCUCAGAGCUUCGGCAGCCCCAAUGCCAGCCCCUCCUCCCCCUUCUCCCACAUCCAGGGCAAAUCCAAGUACAUCUCCAACCUCUCGCUCUCCCGCAGCAACUCCCGGCAGCAGCGCAGCCUCCGGCAGCCGGUGAGCGAGCGGCCCCGCACGGAGCGGCCCGGCACAGAUGUAGGGCUGAGCCCGGUGCUGCAAUCCAUCCGGAUCCUGGAGAUCAACCUGGCCAUCCAUUCCCAGUACUGCGCCGCUGCCGACGCCUGCAGGACCGGGAAUUUCAGCUACCGCAUCCCUGUGAGCCAGCGGACAGCCGUGAACACCAACUUGACCCUGGAGAUGAACUCCUCCUCCACUGUGUCCAUCUCCCUCUGUGGCCUUGUCUCCAGUGAUCCCUGCCAGGAUGCUGUGAGCGGGAACAGCUCCACUGACUCCACAGAUGCACAGGACACCACGCACCGCUGGCCUCUGGUGAUGCUGUCCUUCCGGGAGUUUUCCUACCACUUCCGAGUGGCACAGCCGGGCCGAGCCGACUGCAGCACUUCCCUGGAGCAGCUGGGACACCUCUUCACUGACUAUUACUUCCAGUUCUACUGGCUCUGUGAGUGAGUCCUGGCAGCACCAGUGCCCUCUGCUUGGAGACAGGAGGGGAACUGGUGCCACUGGGAGCCUCCCGAAUUCCCUGCUCUGCUGGCCCCCAGCCCCACCUCAUCCCCGUGUCCUGCGGCAGCUCUGGAGCUGGAAUAGCGAUGGCUGGAGAAACUGAAGCUCAGCACACACAGGACCUAAAAGCCACCACCAGCCCUGUGGUGGCUCAUGGGGAGGA
This is a messenger RNA of Catharus ustulatus (Swainson's thrush), 3887 nucleotides long. RefSeq names its product myelin regulatory factor (gene MYRF). Gene Ontology annotation, molecular function: sequence-specific DNA binding; DNA-binding transcription factor activity. The transcript is spliced from 27 exons. The record is from RefSeq and is a predicted model, not a curated record. Lineage: Eukaryota; Metazoa; Chordata; Aves; Passeriformes; Turdidae. The coding region runs from base 203 to 3670 and encodes 1155 amino acids. Gene Ontology annotation, cellular component: endoplasmic reticulum membrane; nucleus. Gene Ontology annotation, biological process: positive regulation of DNA-templated transcription; protein autoprocessing; central nervous system myelin maintenance.